UGCCGGCAAGCAAAACAACAACAAACGAGAAAAACUAAAUUAAAUUUAAUUUAAUGAUCCGCAACGUGGUGGUGGGCAUCUCGGGCGGCGUGGACAGCGCCGUGGCCGCCCACCUGUUGCGGGAGCGUGGUCUCAAUGUCCUGGGCGUCUUUAUGCGCAACUGGGACGAGCUGGACGAGGCGGGACGGUGCAGCGGCGAGGAGGACCUGAAGGAUGCGGAAUGGGCUUGUCGGCGCCUGGGCGUGGAGCUGCGCCAGGUGAACUACGUGCGCGAGUACUGGACGGCGGUGUUUAGCCAGUUCCUGGACGAUUAUCAGCAGGGUUUAACCCCAAAUCCGGACAUCCUAUGCAAUCGUCACAUCAAAUUCGAUCUGUUCCACAAGCACGCCCUGGAGCAUCUGGGCUACGAUGCCGUGGCCACGGGUCACUAUGCCCGCAACAGUCUGGGUAACUUCCUGGAGCGUGCUUCCAGCGGAGCACCUGGCACCAUGGAAGCCGCUCGUUUGCUCAUACCCGCCGAUACCUUUAAGGAUCAGACCUUUUUCCUGGCUGGGAUACCACGCGAGGCCCUGCAGCGCACCAUGUUCCCGCUGGGAGAUUUGGCCAAGAGCCAGGUCAAGCAGCUGGCCACCAAAAUUGGACUGCAGCGACUGGCCAGCAAAAAGGAGAGCACCGGCAUCUGUUUUGUGGGCAAGCGCAACUUCAAGGAGUUCAUACGGGAGUACAUACACUCCCGAAGCGGACACUUUGUGGACAUUGACAGUGGUGUGACAGUGGGCCAGCACAAGGGCAUACACCAGUGGACCGUGGGUCAGCGUUGUAGGCUCAGCUCUUACCUGCAGCCUUAUUUUGUGGCCAAAAAGGAGGCAGCCAGCAAUACCAUCUAUGUGGCGGCGGGACAUGAUCAUCCUGCUCUCCUAAGCACCAGGAUACACAUUGAUCCGCCAAAUUGGUUGUGUGAGGAGUCUCAGGAGAGGCUUCUGGGGAAAGGCUCCCUGCGCUGUCGCUUUCGUUUCCAGCACACAAAGCCCCUGGUGGCAUGCAGCCUACGGUUCGCUGGCAACCACUUUGAGGUCCAACUGGAUGCUCCCCUGAGAGCCAUUACACCGGGACAAUAUGCUGUCUUUUAUGAUGAACUGGCCUGCCUGGGAUCAGCGCGCAUUAUUAGAGCUGAGUCUUUGGAAAUUGGAGAGCAGGACAAUGAGGAAGUGGGAAACCUCAAGAGCUGAUGAUCAAGCAUUUCCUUUUCCCUUAACAAAAAAAAAAUCCUGACAAUUGCCUGUUGAACACUUAAAA
This is a messenger RNA of Drosophila kikkawai, 1296 nucleotides long. Its product is annotated as mitochondrial tRNA-specific 2-thiouridylase 1. Gene Ontology annotation, biological process: tRNA wobble position uridine thiolation. Gene Ontology annotation, cellular component: mitochondrion. Gene Ontology annotation, molecular function: sulfurtransferase activity. The record is from RefSeq and is a predicted model, not a curated record. NCBI's taxonomy places the organism in Eukaryota, Metazoa, Arthropoda, Insecta, Diptera, Drosophilidae.